Hyaloperonospora brassicae is the source of this 846-nucleotide messenger RNA. The record is from the annotation of a GenBank genome assembly. NCBI's taxonomy places the organism in Eukaryota, Oomycota, Peronosporomycetes, Peronosporales, Peronosporaceae.
AUGGUUGGGGUCGGCUCAGAUGACCUCUCAGAUGUGGAUGAAGCAGAUCCUCAGCCGAAGCGAAGGCGAGUGCGGUGUAUCAGUGUGAGCAGUGAAGACGACGACGAAGAAGAAGAAGCGAAGCAGUUGGUGGCUCCUGAGAUCGUUCGGAUCGUAAAUCGACGUGGUCACGGCAGCUCUUGUGAGUAUCCGGUACAGUGGGAAGACCGCUCGUCGGGUUGGAAAGCAGCAGCCGAACUACUGGAGCAUUGCUCGGAGCCGAUGAAGACGUGCGACAAGUACCUGGACAAACACCCAAAGCGCGACGUACCCUUCGCGUCGUUCAUCAGCUCUGAUCUCCCAUCGAUCCAGCUAUUGGCAAACGACAGUGCACUACACGCAGUGCAAAUGGUGUUCGAGCUGAUGGGCGGUCUGGAGCGAGAAGUCACGGAGCUCGGGAAGCGGAAAGAGGUAUUUAUGCAGCGUACGAGUACCGACACUGGAGACAGCGGCGGGCUGAAGUAUUCACAGCUCGUGGCGUUUCUUCGGGACGAAGUCCCACACACAGGAUACCGGGUGUGCAAGGCCACGUUUAAGAAGAACCGGUACAAGGGCAUCGGCCAUGGACCGCUGGGAGUCGCGCAGUUGACAUGGCGCACUGUCGAUCUACUCGCAAAUGGAGUGUACCUCGUCUACAGACUCAGGUCCUCUCGGCGUGGCCACUGCAUCGCAGUGAUGAGGGACGGGGACUCGAUGGUGGUGCGGGAAAACAGCGUGACCCUCGGCAUUAUGACCCAGACGUGGAUCCGGAAUAUCUGUUUUGUACGUCAAAUCUUGCUCCUGAAGGACGCAGCGUUGGUCUCGUAG